UGCGGAUCAGCAGCAGAUGGAUAUUCAAGCUCGAAUAGGAAGCUGCGCAGCCUCUCCUCAUUUUCUCUGGAUCACUCCAAAAAGCAAACCUUCUUCUUCUUAUUCUCGUUCUUCGCCGUUGAGACCUUUCUGCAACAAAAGAGGCUCCCAAGAACCCCAGCAAAACGGUGACAGUGGCAAUGGUGAUAAGUCCUCAACAGAUUGGGACAAGGCCUGGUCAAACAUGAAGAAGCAAAAGAAGAACAAGAAAGGCUUCUUCUCACAAUUCUCUCCCAACAAGUAUGUGACCUGGGAUCCUAGGCCUUCUGAUUAUCCACUAUCUGAGGAAGUCGAUCCCAUCAAGAGGACAGAGAGGUCCAACCUUAUGUUAUGGACUAGCCCAAGAUUUACUUUAGCAGGAGCAAUUGUAAUUGUCACCUUCCUCUUGGUUUACACCAUUAUUGUACCAUAUCAAGGUAACUAAUUUCAGUAAUUCAAAAAAAAGACCUCAUUUUGUUGUAAAUAACUAAAUGUAUGUAUUUACGAUGGUAUGAUGAU
Molecule: messenger RNA, 537 nt
Organism: Argentina anserina (silverweed cinquefoil)
Lineage: Eukaryota; Viridiplantae; Streptophyta; Magnoliopsida; Rosales; Rosaceae
Exons: 2
Coding region: 17-463 (148 amino acids)
Source: RefSeq, a predicted model, not a curated record